This is a messenger RNA of Colius striatus (speckled mousebird), 1546 nucleotides long. RefSeq names its product translocase of inner mitochondrial membrane domain containing 1 (gene TIMMDC1). The coding region runs from base 19 to 726 and encodes 235 amino acids. The transcript is spliced from 7 exons. Gene Ontology annotation, cellular component: mitochondrion. The record is from RefSeq and is a predicted model, not a curated record. Lineage: Eukaryota; Metazoa; Chordata; Aves; Coliiformes; Coliidae.
GACAGCGGCGGGAGGGCCAUGGCGGCCGAGCCCGGUGCUCCGGCGCGGUUCGGCCGCCCCGCACCGCCGCCGCAGACAGGCUGGGAGCGGCUCAGCGAGCUCUGGCAGCGCGACGAGCGGCAACAGUUGCCCGAGGAAACGCUGAACAUCUUCAAGUCGGCGUUCACCGCGGGUGUCUUCGGCUGGAUGUACGGCGGGCUGCCGGCCUUCUACCAGGCCCGCAAGGCCUUCAUCGAGAGGAGCCACGGGGAGCUCUUCCAGAACCGCGCCGAUGCGGUGCAAUCUGCCCAUCGUGCUGGUCUCAGGAGUUUCCUCCGCUACGGCUGGCGCUGGAGCUGGAGAGUGACGGCUUUUGUGACAAUAUUCAACUCAGUGAGCACCGGUCUGUCUGCGUACCGCAAUAAAACCACCAUCGGCAACUUUGUGUCGGCGGGAGCCUUCACAGGAGCCCUUUUCAGAAUGCACUUGGGCCUGCAGGGACUGGCAGGCGGCUUCCUGUUCGGAGCAGUGUUUGGGAUCCCUGCAGGAGGCCUCUUAAUUGCAAUGCAGAAGCUUACUGGGGAGACCUUGCAGGAGAGGAGAAACCGUGAGCGCAGGGAGCUGUACGAACAGAAGGUGGCAGAGUGGCAAUCCAGGCUCAGUGUGACUGAAGUCUUAGGCCAAACGGAAAGCAGUGGCCGGGGAGGCCCGGAGAUGGAGAGGACAGGAGAAUCUCAGAGCUACUGAGCCUUCCCCAGGUCUCUGUUUCAAGCAGCUACAAAAUAUUUUGAUUGUGCUGGUAGAAGUGUUUGGUCAAGAGGUCAUGGAAGUUUUCUGUGAAUGCAGUUACGUCCUGUGCAUUUGUGAAAGAGCAUUUUGCUGGAAACAUUCUUCAUGGAUGCAUAUCACUGCUCAAGAGCUUGGAAGGGCCAGACCUGUUCCACCUGAGAAGGUGAAAAUGCAGACUCUGCAGACUAGGAACUCUCAUCUAGGUUUGGAAGGGGGUGGGGCCAGCCCCAGAGCCUUGUCUAAAACCCAUUUCACUGCUGAAAAUGUCCAAACCACUAGCGAUGUAGGAAUACUCAAGGAGCCUAUGAGAAGGUUGGAUGUUAAAGGUACCCUGGUUCCAAAAGCUGACUGUGCUCUGGUGAAAGCUUCUCUUCAGACAUCGCCUGGAGAACUUGCUGUGGGAGCACAGCACAGGCAGCACCAGAGCAAGGGGUUCUCCUCCUCCUGUCUGGGGUUUUAUCAGGCUUUUUGCAGAAAAAACCCACGCUGGAUUCCUAUGGUACUUGGGGUAUUUUGCAGUCAAUGUUGAGGAAGGGUGGAGGAGCCAGGAAUGUUAGGGAAAUACCUUGAAAAAGACGUGUUUUGCGUUCCUUAACAGAACUGUGGCCAAGGGGGCUGCAGAAAGAAUGACUCGUUUCUUGGAGGGGGGAAGAAUCUGCACCGUGGACAAUUUUGACAACAAUAAAAGGCCUCUAAUUUCAUUUGAAGGUUGGAAAUCAGGGGAGUACCUUUGGGGGAAAUGUGGUUCAAGACAGUCAAUAAAGCCAUCUAAGCAGUG